Messenger RNA from Arvicola amphibius (Eurasian water vole), 597 nucleotides. RefSeq names its product DIRAS family GTPase 1 (gene Diras1). Gene Ontology annotation, cellular component: plasma membrane. The record is from RefSeq and is a predicted model, not a curated record. Gene Ontology annotation, biological process: signal transduction. Gene Ontology annotation, molecular function: GTPase activity; GTP binding; GDP binding. Lineage: Eukaryota; Metazoa; Chordata; Mammalia; Rodentia; Cricetidae. The transcript has a single exon. Bases 1 to 597 code for a protein of 198 amino acids.
AUGCCGGAACAGAGCAACGACUACCGCGUGGUUGUGUUCGGUGCAGGCGGCGUGGGCAAGAGCUCGCUGGUGCUCCGCUUUGUGAAGGGGACAUUCCGUGACACCUACAUCCCCACCAUAGAGGACACGUACAGACAGGUGAUCAGCUGCGACAAGAGUGUGUGCACACUGCAGAUCACGGACACGACCGGCAGCCACCAGUUCCCCGCCAUGCAGCGGCUGUCCAUCUCCAAGGGCCACGCCUUCAUCCUGGUGUUCUCGGUGACCAGCAAGCAAUCGCUGGACGAGCUGAGCCCCAUCUACAAGCUGAUCGUGCAGAUCAAGGGCAGCGUGGAGGACAUCCCCAUUAUGCUGGUGGGGAACAAGUGCGACGAGACGCAGAGGGAGGUGCACACCCGCGAGGCGCAGGCCGUGGCACAGGAGUGGAAGUGCGCCUUCAUGGAGACCUCGGCCAAGAUGAACUACAACGUGAAGGAGCUGUUCCAGGAGCUGCUGACGCUCGAGACGCGCCGCAGCGUCAGCCUCAGCGUGGACGGCAAGCGCUCCAGCAAGCAGAAGAGGGCCGACCGCAUCAAGGGCAAGUGCGCGCUCAUGUGA